AUGGCUCCUUACCACAUCCGCAAGUACCAGGAGAGAGACCGCCCCUGGAUCAUGGGCUUGUUUUCCCAGGGCAUGGCUGAGCAUGCUCCCCGCACCUUCCACCACCUCCUGAAGCUGCCUAGGACACUUGUGCUCUUGCUGGGGGGGCCCCUUGCCCUGUUUCUGGUCUCUGGUUCCUGGCUCCUGGUUCUCUUGGCCGGCCUCACCCUGCUCUCCGCCUUGAGGUUCCUUGCCCAAUACCCCUGGACCCAGAUUGUGACCUACUAUCUGCACACAGACUUGUGUGACAUCAGCAAAUUCUACCUCAGUGAGCCGGGCUCCUGCUUCUGGGUGGUUGAGUGUGAGGGGCAGGUGGUGGGCAUGGUGGGAGCUCUGCCCGCGGAGGAGCCCGCCAUGCAGAAGAAGCAGUUGCACCUGGUCCACUUGAACAUAGCCUUGGAGCACCGGCGCCGGGGGAUAGCAAAGGCCCUGGUCAGGACCGUCCUCCAGUUUGCAGGAUGCCAGGGCUACAGAGAAGUGGUCCUCGUCACCAGCAUGAUGCAGGAUGCCGCCCUGGCCCUCUACCAGCGCCUGGGCUUCUGGACCACCCGGAAGUACUACCGCAGCAAGAUCUGGGCGGUGAUCGCUGUCCCUGAGUUUCAAUUAACCUACUGGCUGCCCUCUGAUCAGAGCUGUCCUGCACCAGGGCAGAGAGGGGGCCUGUAA
Molecule: messenger RNA, 705 nt
Organism: Pipistrellus nathusii (Nathusius's pipistrelle)
Lineage: Eukaryota; Metazoa; Chordata; Mammalia; Chiroptera; Vespertilionidae
Source: the annotation of a GenBank genome assembly